This is a messenger RNA of Teleopsis dalmanni, 1496 nucleotides long. RefSeq lists its product as uncharacterized. The transcript has 3 exons. Bases 77 to 1099 code for a protein of 340 amino acids. The record is from RefSeq and is a predicted model, not a curated record. Lineage: Eukaryota; Metazoa; Arthropoda; Insecta; Diptera; Diopsidae.
UAAAGGUUGAGGUAGCUAAAUUUUUAGUGUUUAAUAAAAAUAAGUUUCAAAGAAAUGAAAUAAAUCUUUAUUUUUGAUGGACGAUACUAAGAAUUUAGGAGAAAAUAUGGAACCCACAGAAACCACAACAACCACAAGAAUCGGUUGUGUAUGUGAUGCUAAAAAAAUAAAAGUAAUGGUUUCCAGAAGUUGUCAAACGGAUGAUAUACCAGUGAUGGACAUGCUUGAACAAGCAAUUAAAAAAAAUCCAGAUCUGAGAGAGGUGCUUAUAACUUAUGCUCUUAACGAAUCCGCUAAAUUGAGAAAUAUAAAUAAACACUUUGUUCCAAUUGAGGAUAGAGUGGCCAAUGAUUUUAAUCUUGCCUUGUGCUCCAACGAUUGGAAACACUUUAGGCACAGAUCUUCGUCUAUGAUUAGAAAAGAUUAUAUUAAUCGCUGCGUUAACAGAAUUGGCAAGAAAUAUGAUUUGGAAUGCGAAUCUAAUAAUUCCAUUUCCAAUGUAAUUUCAGAAUCAAUUUGGCCAGAUAUUAAUAAAGAACACCGCAAUGAAAUCCAACAACGCAAAAUUACUACCAAGUAUUACAACGCUAAAGAUAAUAGCUGGCAUGAAGAAGUGGAAGAUCCAGUAUUAUGUUGUAGAAACAAAUAUCUCGCUUGCAGUAAUCAAAUAGAUAUAUCCAAUAACAACAGCGAAACUUCUAAUAAUAUUGAGGAAUCAACUGAGAGUAAAGAUGAACUAAUAUGUUCAGAAAGUAUGAAUAAUGAAGCCUCUGCAUAUAGUAAGAAAAAAAAUGGCCUAGGCUUCACAAUGCAUUAUUCAGCGAAAGAUGGAACUUGGUUUAAAGUUCCAGAUUCUGUAUCUAAUAGUAUUGAAGCUAUCGAAAAAAAUAGCAAUGGUGGUAGUUUUGAGAAUUUAGAGAACGAUGAGGAUUGUAUAACUCUGUGCUAUUCCGCAAAGGAUGGAAAAUGGUAUGAACCGCAUGAUCAGCAUCAUUAUGCAAGCGUGCCUGUAGCAGAGUUAGUUAAAAAGUCAUUAAAUGAUCUCAAAAAAUCAAAAUGCUCCUCUGCGCUUUCAAGUGAUGAUGAAAAUUCCUCUUAAGUUCAUACGUUAUUCUUUGUACAUCAUCUUACUAAAAAAGGAUUAGAAUUUUGUGUCAGAUACGGAUUAUGUGUCUAUGGAACAACUAUGGAUCUGAUUGCGUGAGUACAAUAUUAACAUUGAUAGCAUAAAGAACUAAUUACAAAUGAGGAGUUGAUUUUAUCAUAUAUUUAUUUCGAUUUUAAAGGGAAAACGUUCCUUGAAUUAUUUUGAAGCCACUGAAUAUGUUUUGAUAUGAUGUGCUGGGAAUUCAUGAUUUUGGCAUUUGUAAAGUUAAAAUUUAAAGAGAGUCUUUGGCAAGGUGUGUUCGAGAGAAAGUAAAAUUUUAGAAUAAAUAAAAGCAAUUUGGUACGAUUUUGGUAUAUUUGGCAAUAAAACAAUCCUUGUAAUUUGAAAA